Messenger RNA from Magallana angulata, 5173 nucleotides. RefSeq lists its product as uncharacterized. The transcript has 4 exons. The record is from RefSeq and is a predicted model, not a curated record. Bases 23 to 1210 code for a protein of 395 amino acids. Lineage: Eukaryota; Metazoa; Mollusca; Bivalvia; Ostreida; Ostreidae.
UGGCGCUUUUGUUUGAACUAAGAUGGAGGAAUUUGACAAGCGGAUAUUUGAGGGUCUAACAACCCUGGGACUUAAUAAGCUACAAUUUGCUAUUAUCAAACUAAAAUCUUGUAAUGGGACGGAAAGUAUAUCAUUUUCAGAGGUCUCUUGUGGAUAUGAAGUGUUGAGGGACAAAACAAAACAACGGCCAUGUUUUUUUCCUUUUACAUUAAUCUUCAAUGACGGAGUUUCUUUCUUGGAAACUAUGGAGAAAGCAAGCAGUGAUGACAUAAAAAACAUGGAACCUCACAUGAAAGAAGCUUUUUUACGCCUUAAUGCAUUUUACAAAGCUAAAGAGUUUAACGAAACCUGUCUGAAAAAAGUCUUUGACAUGAAACUUAAUGGUGAAGAAAUGGCAGCUACAGAGACGGAUAUAAGCAUAACACUUGCAGAGCACUUGCUAGGAAAGCUAGCCCCUGGAGAGUCCUACAAAAUUGAUAAUAAAGCAAGGGGAAAGAAGAGCUGCAGGUGUGGAUGUAAAGUGACGCCUGUAUUUGAUGGAACAGGAAUAGGUCAUGAACAAGUUUGGCAUGGAUUUAUUGAUAUUGUCUUCUCCUCACAUCUGGGAAUUCCUGCCAUGGCAAAUACUGUGUUGGAUAUUGAAGAAAAUAGUUCCAAAAAAAGAAAAGUUGAUGGACAGGAUGAAACAAAGAAUGAUGACUCUCCAGAUGGGAAAACAAUAACAGAGGUCAAGCAAGCAUUACCAGAACAUACGCUGUCACAAGCAAUAGCACAAACAAUUGUGUUUUCCCUAGUUCAAAAGCAGAAACACCCUGAUUUUUUACACCACAUGAUUCCAAAUAUUGUUAUUUCCCCUGAAAAGCUUGAAAUUAUGAUGUAUGAUUCAGAUAAUGAUGUUUUACUUUGCAGCAAUCCAAUUCUUUUAUUCAAUUUAGACCUCCCAGAAAAUAGAACUCUCAUUGAUGAGACUGUUGUUAUUAUUUGGAUGGUUUUACACUACAGAAUAUUCUGUACUGGAUUAAAUAAGGCAAAGCCUUAUUUACUUGAAAGAUGUGAAUCAAAUUUUAGGCGACUUGUUGCAAGUAAAUGGGAUAUCUAUUCAAAAUCCUUAAAGUGCUGUGUUCCUGGUUUCCCUUCGGUAGAAAACUGGCCAAUAAGUGAAUUAAUUCAGUGUGGUUUAACACUUAAAUUUGAGUCAGAUGACUUUUAAAAUGCGAAUUUUUACAAAAUGAAGGUUUGUCAGACUUACUUGUGAUGCAUUGGGUGACAUUUUCAUUCAGAUUUCCAUCUUGGGAUAACAGUAGCUGAAAGCACUGUCAACCUUAUUUCAUUAGAUCUACUGAGCACUAAGGAGUUAUACAUGGAACACCCCCUCACCCCCAUCCCUUUAAUAAAAAAGCAGAAACAGAAUAAAGAUAUAGCAGAGUUUGAAUCUCUGAAUACUAAUUCAUACAUGUAUCACUAUGCUCAGUGAAUAAAUCUUCUCUAAGGUCUAUAUAUCUAUGGAUUGAUCGUAUAGUAAUCCAAACCCUUCAUAUGUAAAAAUUAAUCAUACAAAUGAAAUACAUGUGUAUGUGUGCAGGAAGGGGGAGUAUAGAUCAUGAUGAAUUGUAUACUUUUGUAAAAAAAAUUUGGAGCAUAUAUUCAUAAUCAGAAUAAUAGAAUGAAAUAUCAUAUUCCCCAAACAUAGUUUGAGAACAUUAUGCUUUUAUUUACUUGCUUCAAGGGCAACAUGCAUUUUAUUAGACCAAAGAACCAAAUUGUUGCCUAAGGCCAUUAAGGCAAAGGCAAACAGUUUGGUUCGAGGGUCAACAAACCAUUUUUCCCAAGAGGACAAUCAAUAAAUGUUUUGUUAUACAUUUUAUUAGGUCACCCGAGUAAACUCAGUUGACCUAUUACAAUCUUUUUUUGUCUGUCAUUGUCCAUAGUGCAUUAACAAUUAAAUAUUUUGAGCUUUUUCUCGGAGUGUGCAAUAAUCAUCAAAAUUAAUGCAAUCUUUAAAAAUCUUUUUUACUCCUGGAUAUUAAGCAGUCAGACUAGUAAGCAUUAAGCCCUCUUCCAAAAUUGUAAAAUUCAUGACCCCUGGGUCAGUGUUUCUAAUAUUAGGGUGGGCUUUCACUGAUUAUAUAGUAAAAAAUGCAUUAAUUCUUUGAGAAUCUUCUUCUCUGCAUUUGGGUAUUAAGCAAACAAACUAAAUGCAUAGUUAUAAUGAGCACAGGUGCCUCUUCCAGAAUUGUGAAUUUCAUGUCCCCUGGGUCAGGGGUUUUGGUGUUAGUAUGGGGCUCUAAUGGUUAAAAAGUAAAAAUGCAUUAAUGCUUUGAAAAUCUUCUCCUCUGCUCCUGGGUAUUAAGAUGAUGAAAUAAGUUCAUAGUUAUGAUGAGCAAGGAUGCUUCUUCCAAAAGUAUGAAUUUCUUGGUCCCUGGGUCAGGAGUUCUAGUGUUAGGGUGAGGCUCUUAUGAUUAUAUAGUUUGUUUGUUGUUUGUUUGUUGUUUAACGUCCCUCUCGAGAAUUUUUCACUCAUAUGGAGAUUGGUAAACAAAAUAAAUGCAAUAAUAUUAAUGUAAAUGUAUAAAUUUCAAUUUGUGUAAAUAUACAUUUUCUUUGCUCUCUGCUCCUUGGUUUUUAGGAGGUAAACAGAGUAUAUCAUUGUAAUAAGUGAAGCAAACUAGUUACUUUCCUUUGCGUAAUUGUGUUAAUAUAAUUGUGUUAAUAUAAUUGUGUUAAUAAAGUCCCUGUAUAAAUAUAAUAUUGUAAAAAUAUUCCAAAGUUGGAAGGGGAAAAAUACCAGACAUUAUUUAGAGAUAAAGUCUAAUUUUUGAGCUGAAAAAAGUGAAAAAAUUGAUUGAACUUGGUCCCCAAAAAGAAAAUCAAACAUGCUAACCACAAUCGCAUUUCAGUGCAUAUAUGCAUGCAUGCACAUGAUUGAGAAUGUUCCCAUAUUCAUCAUCUUAUAAUAUAGAACUACUAAUAUAUUUUAGAUUUCAAAGAAUUUCACUGAAAAGGUAGAAAGUUACAGCAAUAUGACAGCAUCUGUUCAUAAAGAUUGUUCAAUAUCUGAAAGAACAUUUUUGGAUAUUUGUCACUUUUUAUCUGUUUUCAUGACAAUAGUGGUCAUUUUGAAAAAUCAAAAUUAUUGCACUUCUGGAUUUCUGACAUGUUUUAUUAAACUGUCCAAGUCGUCUAAAAAUGCUUUGACAAUAUACAUGUAGGUCUAGCAAUGUGUUUUAUUGACUUAUGUUCAGGACAACAAAAUACUGGUAAUGAGAAAUAGGAAAGUGAGAACGCUUUGUUAUACUUUUAAAAUUGCUUCCUAUUUAAAUCAAUGCUUAAAAGUUUAACAUUUCCGAUGUUUUUCCGUAGUGGUGCAUUGAAAAUUGAUGUUUGAUCAUAAAGAGAUAUAUUGAACCUAUCGAGAAUCCGAACGUCACACUCCUGUAGGCUUAUUUGCAUUUGUUGACUUUUUAGAUAGACUUGAAUGGGUUUAACCACAGUGCGGGUAAAGGAAAUUUACAUCAUAGAAGCCAGCACUUAAUUAAACAUUAAGAAUUAAACAAGGGACCCAAGAGCCUUAAUGAUCACCUGAGUAUAAUACAGUAUAAUUUGUCCAAUCCAGAUUCUGAGUACUUUAAGUUUUAGUCCCAUGCUUUUCUUUAAUAAGUAUUUUACAAAAAAUUCUGUGUAGUUCAGAUACAGUCUGUUCUGUAUUCCGAACGGCCAUAAUGGUCCUAACUGCUCUUAUUAACGGUGAUUAUUUCCUCUAAUCUGGCCACCAAAUAUUAUCUGAGUUGCUUCAAUGCAAUUAACACCUUUCAUGGUAUAUGUGCUAAGGUGUGUUUUCAUAAGUGACAUGAUAUACUGAAAUAAGGCGGAGACACAGCCUACUUGAAUAAAUAUAAAGUUUAGUUACAAGUAAAUAAAUUAAAAAAAUGUGUGCUCAUGUAAUUUGAUUUAAAUGCCAUAUCUCACAAUAGAACGUAAAAUUGGCACACUCUUUACAUACUAAUAGUGAUAUGAAUCAGAAAUCAGAAUCAAAACUCAAACUUCUGAUUUCAAAAUGUCACUCUAACACUGAAGGGAAGAUGUAAAUGUAUGCAUAAAAAUGUAAAUAUUUAUUUAAUAAUUAUUAAAUAAUAAAAACCUGGUUCUGGUUAUGUUGAAUGCAUUUGUACUUUUGACUUGCAAAACCCUUGCUCAAAUGUUAGACUUUAUCUUUAAAUAAUAUCUGGUAUUUUUUCCUUCCAAUUUCGGGAUAUUUUAACAAUUGUUUUAAGUAUGAAGGCGUUACACAGCGUUACAAAUGUUUUGUUAUGUGUGAGAAGUCAACUUCUCUGAUUCCGGAAAAAGGAACAGAAUUCCUUAUUGUUGCCAUGGCAAAAAGGUUUCUACUUUAUUUACUUAUCUUCUUCAUCAGUGCAAACUUAGUAAUAUGGAGUAUCCAUUUAUUUUAAUUUUUAAAGAACAAAAAGACUUAAUAUCACUUGCCAGAAUCAAUGAAAUUUAUAUUUGUUAUUUGUUAAAGAUUGACAAUGUGACUUAAUAUCACUUGCCAGAAUCAAUGAAAUUUAUAUUUGUUAUUUGUUAAAGAUUGACAUUGUUUUACAGUAAUGUCAAUAUAUAGUUAAUGAACUAGAGAAAUGAACUCCUCAAAUGAUGGUUAAUUACCAUAUCAUGGUUAAAUAAGGUUAAUCAGGGCAUGCUUUAAAUUUAAUGCCAUGAAUAUGCUUCCUAACUUUUGAUAUAAAUGAAGUCAGAAAAAGUAAAGCACCAAAAGGCAAUUUGUCUUUAGUAACUCAUUUACUAAAUGUUGACCUUAAAAUGGCAAGCCUCCAUAUUCAGAAUAUUGGUAAUAGAAUAAACAUAUAUGUGUGUAAGGGAGGGUGUAUGUGUUUAUAAUAAUGAUUUUUUCAUUUUGCUCAAUAUUUAAAUAUUUAUGUUUUAAUUAAGCUUUUAUUGUGCAUUCAAAGUAUCUCAAUAGAUAUAAUUUAAAUAAUGAAAUAACUCUUAAUAAUCUCCUUUAUUGAAACAUAGUUAUAUUUCUACAUGUGUACAUGACAAUUGCUUUACAAUGUAGGGUAUUUGUGUGAUAGUUUACUUGAUGUGUUGAAAUUAAUCAAAUGCUAUGCUGUAUAUAUAUAUGUAUAAAUCAUAUUAUAAAUAAAGAGAAUGUGACAAA